Aegilops tauschii subsp. strangulata is the source of this 2103-nucleotide messenger RNA. Its product is annotated as U-box domain-containing protein 70. Gene Ontology annotation, biological process: protein ubiquitination. Gene Ontology annotation, molecular function: Hsp90 protein binding; ubiquitin-protein transferase activity. Lineage: Eukaryota; Viridiplantae; Streptophyta; Magnoliopsida; Poales; Poaceae. The record is from RefSeq and is a predicted model, not a curated record.
CCAGUCCCUCCCCGGUCAAGUCUCCCCCUUUCCACUCCCACUUCCGCUUCCGUAACCGCCGGAGGGCCCCAAGCCGCCGCCGAACGCCGGCGACCGGAGCGCAUUGCCGGCUCCCGCAGCCCCGCCCCUCCCCCAGGAGAGAAGAGAGAAGCGUGCCGGCGAUGGAGGCGGAGGAGGAGCGGGCGGCGGAGGCGCAGCGGGAGAAGGAGGCCGGCAACGACGCCUACCGCAAGCAGUACCUGGAGACGGCCGUCGACCACUACACCCGCGGCGCCGCGCUCGACCCCCGCGACAUCUCCUUCCUCACCAACCGCGCCGCCGCCUACCUCCUCAUGUCCAAGGUCGGUCAUCCCCCGCCCCAAAUCCUCCGCCCAAACCCUCGCCUCGCCCCCGUCGCUUAUCUCGGUCUCCCGUUCCAGUACAGGGAGUGCGUGAGGGACUGCGAGGAGGCGGUGGAGAGGGGCAGGGAGCUCCGCGCCGACAACAGGCUGCUGGCCCGCGCGCUGUCGCGGAAGGCGGCCGCGCUGCUCAAGCUCGCGGCCUGUGCCGCGGACUACGCGCCGGCGGUCAGGGCGCUGCAGCAGUCGCUGGCCGAGCACUACAGCGAGGACACGCGCCACAAGCUGGACCAGGCGGAGACCGCCAGGAAGGAGAUCGAGGAGCGGGAGCGGCUAGAUCAGGAGGCCGCCGACCACCACCGGCAGAGAGGCAAUGAAUUAUUUCAGAGGAAAAAUUAUCAGGAAGCGACAGCUCACUAUACUGAAGCUAUUGAAAAGAAUCCUAAUGAUCCCAGAGUCUUUAGCAAUAGAGCUCAAUGCCACAUCUAUCUAGGAAAUCUGCCUAAAGGUCUGGAGGAUGCCGAAAAAUGUAUUGAGUUGGAUCCCACUUUCCUGAAGGGCUAUGUCCGUAAAGCGAAUGUACAAUUCCUGAUGGAGUAUUAUGAAAGUGCUCUGGCAACAUACAUAGAGGGUCUGAAGUGUGAUCCAAACAAUCUCGUUGUAAUUAAUGGCUUAAGGAGAUGUGCAGCAUACAUUAACAGGUCUAAUGGCGGUGAUGUUGGGCCUGAUGAUUUGGAAGACAUCUUGGGAAAUGUUAGUUCAGAUAAUGAUUUGCGUAAUAAACUCCAAAAACUCAUGGAAGAAGCUGCAGCACUCAAGAAGGAAGCCUCUGAUGAGCGCUUGAGGCGGAUUGAAUCUGAACGAAUGGCCAGGACAUCAGAGGACUUAUAUUUAAACCAAGUCCAACAACGAAGAGAAGCUGAGGAAUGUCUUUCGAAAAUAGAACAAGAGUUCCAACAACUUAAAGUACGACAAGAUGAGGUCAGUGAGGAAUUUCAGAAAGCCACCGAGCACAAUGAGAAUCUUCAGCAUCAGCUCACAGAAACAAUCAGGGCACUCGAGUCCAUGAGGGGCAACGCAACGUCAGCUUCCCCUUCGUCUUCGGGAUCAGUGCUGGAUGAAAACCGCAUACCGUCAUACUUCAUCUGCCCUAUAUCUCAGGAUGUGAUGAAUGACCCUCACAUUGCGGCGGACGGGUUCACCUACGAAGGCGAUUUCAUCAGGAGCUGGUUCAGCACCGGCAGCGACACGUCCCCGAUGACCAACCUGCCGCUUGAACACGACGAGCUCAUCCCCAACAUCGCCCUCCGCUCCGCCAUCCAGGAGUGGCUCCAGCAGCAGAACGUGGCACCGGGAUAAUCCGCCCCUUCAAUCUGCGCCCUGAUCCGCCGCGACCUGGCUGGUACCGUAGAAGAGCCUGUGCUCCCAUCAGACGGUGCCUGUUAACAGGCGCAACAAGCAGGUAGCAUGACCAUCUGUGUGUACAGUUGAAAACGCAACGGGUUGGUGAAAACGGACUGUGCCCUCCCUCAGGCGAUGCUUGUGUGUGUGUGUGUGUUGGGUGGGGAUAACGUGUCACUGUAUACGGUAGAAAAUUGCCGGGUCAAGUUGGAGCGAUUGUGUAGAGGGAGCAGAGCAUUGACUGUGAAGUGGGAGCUCCGUUUCCAUGGGGGUCUUGUGAAAAUUGCUGGGUCUCUGUUUGUUUGUUUCACCACGCGGAGUGUGGUUUUACAUCAUUGCUUUGGAGCUUGGGGGCCUUCUGAAA